AUGAGAAGCAUUAAGAUAUUAUUAAUUAUAUUCCUACUAUGCAUCUUGAUCGCAAUUGGAAUAGUUGUAUAUGAAAUAAGAGAAGAGAUAAGUAAAAGUGAAAGUGAAACUAGCAGCGAAGCAUUUAAUAGCACAGAAAGUGAUAUAAUAGAGUCAUCUAUCAGUGCUCAAAGAAUUUAUCAUUCAUCCACACAACAGAACAAAAACCAAGCUACACCAAUAGUGGCGCCUGCUGCUGUUGCUAUCAAUCCACGUCCUUCUGUGGACAAUAAACCCCUUAAUCAUACAAUGGCGCCGACACCAUCAAACACUCCUAAAGUAGAAGUAUUCAAUAGACACACUGUAAACAGUACAUCUUCAUUGGGCAAUGUUUCUACUAAAGAAAAUCAAGGUAAUAUUCACGAUUUGGAUUCUAAAAAAUCAAAAGAGAAAACUCAAUGUAUCCAGUCCCCAGUAAAUGUUGAGAAAGAUGAUUUGGCUAAAAAGGCAGCUGCACCUAUAAAAUCCACAGCCAGUGGAAGCAGAUUGUAUCCACGGUUAGAGGAUGAUAUUAAUGACGAAAGAGUUUCUGGAGAUAUUCUACCAAAAUAUGCAGAAACAGUAGUGCUUUCUGCACAUAAACCAACACAAUUAAGUGCAGAGCCUGUUACUUCACAUGCUGCAUUAGACUUGGAUGGCCAGCAGACUACAUCCCUAUCUAGAGGAAUAGAUGCUGCCUCUAGUAUAACUAAAGAAAAAGAAAAGGAGGAACAAAAAGACUCUAGAAGUUCACCAGAGUUAAAACAAGAAAAUGGCUUAAAACAGACUGCCCGUAUAAAUGAGGAAGAGGAAGAAGAAGAAAAGCAUCUAGAGUCUAAUACAUCAUCAUUUGAUAUAAUU
Molecule: messenger RNA, 879 nt
Organism: Nematocida parisii ERTm1
Lineage: Eukaryota; Fungi; Microsporidia
Exons: 1
Source: RefSeq, a predicted model, not a curated record